AUGCGGCUGGACAGACUUCACUCGCGGCUUCGUGUCGUUGCCUGUGGGCUCCUGCUUCUCCUCCUCCAGGGCCAGGGCCAGGACUCUUCCAGCCCCAUCCGGAAGACGCACACAGGGCAGGUGCGGGGGACCCUUUUCCAUGUGAAGGACACUGGUGUGAGGGCCUACAACUUCCUGGGAAUUCCUUUUGCCAAGCCACCUCUAGGGCAGCUGCGAUUUGCACCGCCUGAACCCCCUGAGUCCUGGAGUGGUGUAAAGGAUGGGACCUCCCACCCAGCCAUGUGUCUGCAGAACGCCAAUGCAUUGAAUGGAAUGCCCGUGAAAAUGCUGAAUCUGACUCUACCUGUCAUCUCCAUGUCUGAAGACUGCCUGUACCUCAACAUCUAUACACCUGUCCAUGCCGACGAGGGCUCCAACCUGCCUGUGAUGGUGUGGAUCCACGGUGGGGCUCUGGUGAUGGGCAUGGCCUCCAUUUACGACGGCUCUGCGUUGGCAGCCUUCGAGGACGUGGUGGUGGUCAUAAUCCAGUACCGCCUGGGUGUGCCGGGCUUCUUCAGCACUGGAGACAAGCAUGCCACUGGCAACUGGGGCUACCUGGACCAAGUGGCCGCGCUCCGCUGGGUCCAGCAGAAUAUUGCCUACUUUGGAGGUAACCCUGGCCGCGUCACCAUAUUUGGCGAGUCUGCGGGUGGCACAAGUGUGUCCUCGCACGUCGUGUCCCCCAUGUCCCAAGGACUCUUCCACGGCGCCAUCAUGCAGAGUGGUGUGGCCCUGCUGCCUGGCCUCAUUGCCAGCUCUUCUGAGGUGGUCUCCACGAUGGUGACUGACCGGUCUGGCUGUGGCCAGGUUGGCUCAAAGGGCCUGGUUGACUGCCUGCGGGGCAAGAGUGAAGAGGAGAUGCUGGCCAUCAAUGAGCCUUUCAAGAUCAUCCCCGGUGUGGUGGAUGGGACCUUCCUGCCCAGGCAUCCCCAGGAACUGCUGAGCUUUGCUGACUUCCAGCCUGUACCCAGUAUCAUUGGUGUCAACAAUGAUGAGUUUGGCUGGCUCAUCCCCACAGGCAUGAACAUCUCUGACAGCCAGAAGGAAAUAGACAGAGAGACCAUGAAGACUCUUCUGCAGCAAACGUCAACAAUGUUGAGGUUGCCUCCUGAGUUUGGGGACCUGCUGAUGGAGGAGUACACGGGGGGCAGUGAAGACCCCCAAACCCUCCGAGCCCGGUUCCAUGAGAUGAUGGGGGACUCCAUCUUCGUGAUCCCUGCUCUCCAAGUAGCCAAUUUUCAUCGUCCCCACACCCCUGUGUAUUUCUACGAGUACCAGCAUCGACCCAGCUUCUUCAAAGACAUCAAGCCGCCCCACGUAAAGGCAGAUCACUGCGAUGAAAUUGCCUUUGUCUUCGGAAGCGCUGCCUUGAUCAGAGGCCGUGAGUUCCUCGGAGGGUCUCUCAAAGUUAAAAUCACUGAGGAGGAGGAGGCAAUGAGCAGGAAGAUGAUGAAGUACUGGGCCAACUUUGCUCGAAAUGGGAACCCCAACAGCAAGGAUCUGCCCUACUGGCCCAAGUUUGAACAGGAGCAGCAAUACCUGGAACUGAACUUGCAACCUGUAGCAAGGUGGGCCCUGAAGACCGACAAGCUCCAGUUCUGGACAAAGACCCUGCCGAAGAAGAUCCAGGAGCUAAAGCAUGCCAAGGACAAGCACACAGAGCUAUAGUUAACUAUGUCUGGUGGCUUGGAGUGAGGAGGGUUCUCCUUAGGGUGUCCCCAUAUAGUACUGCACUG
This is a messenger RNA of Condylura cristata (star-nosed mole), 1775 nucleotides long. RefSeq names its product carboxylesterase 2 (gene CES2). The record is from RefSeq and is a predicted model, not a curated record. The transcript has 12 exons. Bases 1 to 1707 code for a protein of 568 amino acids. Gene Ontology annotation, cellular component: intracellular membrane-bounded organelle. NCBI's taxonomy places the organism in Eukaryota, Metazoa, Chordata, Mammalia, Eulipotyphla, Talpidae. Gene Ontology annotation, molecular function: carboxylic ester hydrolase activity.